Drosophila albomicans is the source of this 3872-nucleotide messenger RNA. It is a transcript of the gene kirre, whose product is annotated as irregular chiasm C-roughest protein. The transcript has 6 exons. Gene Ontology annotation, biological process: cell-cell adhesion. Lineage: Eukaryota; Metazoa; Arthropoda; Insecta; Diptera; Drosophilidae. The record is from RefSeq and is a predicted model, not a curated record. Gene Ontology annotation, cellular component: cell-cell junction. Gene Ontology annotation, molecular function: cell adhesion molecule binding. The coding region runs from base 668 to 3559 and encodes 963 amino acids.
CAACAACAACAACAACAUCGCAAUCACAUAUCAUAUCAAGAAAAGCAAAGGAUUUGGUUCCAAGUGAAUUUCGUGUCAAUUUGCAAAGCAAAGCAAAAAUUCUUAAGAAAAUUGCAAGACAAAUCUGCUAUAUAUAUAUCCAUAUAUGUGUAUAUAGAUGAUUUUAUUUUUUUGUUCUUGUGUGUGCGCGUUUAAGUGCUAAACCAAUAUACGAAAAGAGAGUGUGCGGUGUGCGGUGCUGUGUGCGGUGCUGUGUGUGUGUGUGUGUGUCGUGCGGUGUCAGUGUAUGCGUGCAGCUUCCUGUGCAACCGGUCCAAGGCUCAGGCGACAAGUAACAAGCAAGCUCUGCACCUGCAGAAGAAAUAUAAGAAAAAUAUUGCUUAAAGAAAAACCCGUUUUGUUGUUAUUUUUUUUUUUGUUGUAUUUCGGGAAGCUGCCAAACUCGAACAAGCAACAAAGCAACAACAACAACUCCAAGCUGAGCCACAGGCAGCCCAAGGCCGCCCAACAACAACUGCAACAGCAACAACAACAACAACGAGCGGAAAAUUGUGUUGUUGUUGUGUGCUUUUCCUUCAACGGUGCUGCUGCUGAUUUUUCUUCAGCCUCAACUGUGGACAUUUCCUUUAUGCACGAAUAAAGGCGACUUGCAACGCGCCUAAUCACAAUGUUGCCAUAUCGUCAGCCCCUGCUGACUCUGCUCCUGCUUGCCACGCUGCUCGUCCUGCCAAAUGCCACGCUGGCCAAGUCAAAGAAGGGCAACAAAUCGAACCAGAACUCACACUACAGCGACUCCUCCUCGAGUGGUAGCAGCAACAGCAACAACAAUGCGGGCAACAGCGACGAAACCACAAAAAUCAAAGGACACGGCGAUGGAGGCCAACACUUUGCCAUGGAGCCACAGGAUCAAACCGCUGUCGUCGGCUCACGAGUAACGCUGCCGUGUCGCGUCAUGCAAAAGGUCGGUGCACUGCAAUGGACCAAGGAUGACUUUGGCCUCGGCCAACAUCGCAAUCUCAGCGGCUUCGAGCGCUACUCGAUGGUGGGCAGCGAUGAGGAGGGCGAUUUCUCGCUCGACAUUUAUCCGCUGAUGCUCGACGACGAUGCCAAAUACCAAUGCCAGGUGGGACCUGGGCCACAGGGUGAGCAGGGCAUACGAUCGCGAUUCGCCAAUCUGACGGUGCUUGUGCCACCCGAGGCGCCAAAGAUACUGCAGGGUGACUAUCUGGUGACCACCGAGGAUCGUGAAAUCGAACUCGAAUGCGUGUCGGUGGGCGGCAAACCCGCUGCGGAAAUCACCUGGAUCGAUGGCCUGGGCAAUGUCCUCACCGCCGAGAGUUUCUUUGAACCGCUCGCCGAUUCCAGACGCGUCACCACCAAAUCCGUCCUCAAGCUGGCGCCCAAAAAGAAAUAUCACAAUACGACAAUCACGUGUCAGGCGCAAAACACCGCCGAUCGCACAUAUCGCUCAGCCAAAGUCCUACUUGAGGUGAAGUAUGCCCCCAAGGUGUCCGUUUCAGUAGUGGGCGGUGCUCUCGCCGAGGGACGCAUCCCGGAGGGGGCUGAGGUUAUUCUCGGCUGCCAGGCGGAUGCGAAUCCGCACGAGGUCAGCUAUCGCUGGUUCAUCAACGAUGAGCUCAUGACUGGCGACUUUACCACCAAAAUGAUCAUACACAAUGUAACGCGACAAUAUGACGAGGCGAUCGUCAAAUGCGAGGUGGUCAAUGCCGUUGGCAAGAGCGAGGAAACCGAAACGCUCGACAUCAGCUAUGGUCCCGUGUUUCGACAACGACCCGCCAGUAAAGAGGCGGAUUUGGGCGCCACUGUAACGAUGCGCUGUGAAGUAGCCGGAAAUCCUGCGCCGAAGAUCGAAUGGAUCAGCGAGAACUCCGAUCGGGUUGUGGGAAACUCACCGGAGCUGAAGAUCAAGGUGAGCAGCAAUACGGCGGGACGUUACUUCUGCAAGGCGACGGUCGAGGGUUUUUCCGAGAUCGGUGCCGAGGCCACGAUCUAUGUGAAACGUGCACCGAUCAUCACCUCACAGAAGGUUCAAUUCGGUGCCGUUGGCUCGCGGGCAAAGAUCGAUUGUCUGGCAUUUAGCAUACCGAAGGCAGAGCAUAUACUCUGGUCCUUUGAGGGCAAGCUGAUUAACAUGAGCAGCGCCGAUCCGGAUAUCUACAUAUUCGAGGAGCAUCAUCUGCCCGAGGGCGUGCGUGCUGCACUGAUCAUCAAGGAGAGCCGAUCGACGCAUUAUGGCAAAUACAAUUGCACCGUACUGAAUUCGUAUGGCGGUGAUUCGCUGAUGAUUACACUUGUUCCCGAACCGGGCAGCAUACCCGUUGUCCUCGUUGUCUUGGGAUCGAUCUCAACGGUGGCCAUUGUGCUGCUGAUCGUGAUGAUUGUGAUCGUGUAUGGCAAGCGACGCAGUCGCAAGAAGCCAAUGCCAGCCGAUGUUAUACCGGAGGCAUCGCGUGGCGGCGAUAAGCUCAACGAACUGAAGAGCGAACUGCGCUCCAAGGCCUACGAUGUGGAGUACUCCGAGGCGGGCAACGAUGGCCUCGCCAUCAAUCUCACCCAGACGCCAAUGCCGGAUGUCCAAAUGAAGGGCGCCACCUUGGGUGUUCCACUCGCUGGUCCCGUCAAGUUCGACGAACGCUUCUCGGGCGAUUAUGGCGAGCGUUACAAUCGCCAGUGUCACAUCAAGAAUCUGAAGAAUCAACAGGAGCAGGCCUACAAGGAGAGCACCACCAAUGGCUAUGCGCCGUACUUUGAAUACGCUCUCGACUACAGUCCGCCCGCCGACAGUGGCAAGCCGAAAGCUGGGGGCGGUGGCGGUGGCGGUGGCAUCAACUCAGCCACCUUGCCCCAUUAUGCCGCCAAUGUGGCAACCUCAGCGGCUGGCGGCGGUGGUGUUGUCACAUCGACCACCAUGGGCGGAAGUGGAGCCAGCUUGCCACGCAAUCAGCGUCACGAGUUGCACCAGCAGCAGCCACAGACAUCGCAGGCCAACGGAUUUCUGGGUCAACCGCUGUUGCAGAACGGCAUCGAUAGUCGCUUUAGCGCCAUCUACGGCAAUCCGUAUCUACGCACAAAUUCAUCCAUUUUGCCACCGCUACCGCCGCCGAGCACCGCAAAUCCAGCGGCCACGCCCGCCCCACCGCCCUACCAUGCUGCCCGGCAUGCCAACAGCAACGGGGGCCUGAAACACUUCAUUGGCAGCGGUUACGGGGCGAGUGCCAGCCUCAGCAUGGGUUCUGGAACCGGAACCGGAGUCGGCGGUGGAAUUGGAGUCGGUGGCGGAGUCGGUGGCGGAGUUGGAGCUGGAAGCAGUGCGAGUGGCGGACCUGGCAGCGUCAGUGGCAGCAGCUCCAAUUUGACGGCGAGCAGUAAUACACUGGCGGCCACGCCUCUCACACAGCCCUCGCUAUGCGGUGGCCCCUUAGGAGGCGUGGGCGUGGCUGGGUCACAGCAGAGUGCACAAAGUCCCUCCGGGCAGUUCAUACUGCCCACCAAUGGCAAGGGCGUUACACAAAAGGGGCCGCUGGCCACGCAUGUUUAAGCGAGUAGCGGAUCCGGAUCCGGAACUGGAACUCGAACCGAAACCGAAACCGGAACUGCAAUUGGAGCUCGCAUUAGCCGAGUGUAGUGCAUAUUUAUUCGAUCUGUAUUUGUAUUUGUAUUUGUAAUGUCUAGACUCUAGACUCCCCCUAGGAAACUAAGCGCAGUUCUAAUGUGUGUGUAAUAUUUUUUUUUUGUUUUUUUUUUCGAACAUAAUUCGAUCAUAUAUAAAAAACCGUAUUGUGAUUUAUAGCGUUAAUUAUUUUAUGGCAAACUCAAGCAAAGAAAACAUUUAACAAGAAAAUGCAAAAAAA